CACACACACACACACACACACACACACACCACCUCCACUUCGUGGGCUCUGGAGUUUCCCAUUUUGUCCCUUUGUGACGCCCCACCCUGGCUUUUUCUCCUGACCCAUCUCCCCAACCCCAAGGAAAAUUCCCCUGCACCUUGUUACCUCACUUCACCAGCUAUGGGUGACAGUGGUGUCAUCUGUUCCUCACUGCUUAUGGCCUCCUGAAGGCCAGAAACACGCUUCUGGGGACAUUUCUCUGAGAUGUCAGCCCACAAUCUGCUGCUCAUCAGUUGGAAGACAAAGAUAACAAAGAGGGAGAGACAGGCAACCCCUCAGAUAACCCCAUGUUCUUGCAGCUACAGCAGCAGGUUCUGGACCUGGCCAGGUGACAUGUGCAGGCCCUGGCCUGGCUCUACUGCCACACUGUGCUUUACCGGGAGCCAUCAUCAGGCCAAGAUGGGCACCAGAAUGUAGAAGGCCCUGCCCCAAGAACCCAGGUCCCAGUCUUGGAUGUGCCCAUUUCACAGAGUUGGAGAUGGGCCUGGAGAGAUGAGGGGAGGCCUAGCCGGUCCAAGACAACAGCCCAGGAAGCCUAGAGCACAGGGACCACCACCACCAGUGCCACCUGGAUGGGCAGUCCCCACCCACAGCUUCUGCAGAGCUAUUUGGGGCAGGAAAGGAAAUGAGCGGAGUUACUUCCUCCUGUGACCCUCUUCCCCUCCCCCAGCAUCUGACCCACUCCAGGAAAGCACUUUCCAUUCCCCAGGGAGCCCCACGUCUUGUCCUUGUGGCUGCUCUCCUUGGUCUGGUAGCCUCUCUGGACUGGAGGAUGGCCUCCAGCCUGAAUCCCUUUGAGAAGUGCAUGGAGGACCCUGAUUAUGAACAGCUACUCAAGGUGGUGACCUUGGGCCUCAAUCGGACCCUGAAGCCCCAGAAGGUGGUGAUUGUUGGUGCGGGUGUGGCUGGGCUGACAGCUGCCAAGGUGCUCAGUGAUGCAGGACACAAGGUCACCAUCCUGGAGGCAGGUAACAGGAUUGGGGGCCGCAUCCUCACCUACCGAGAUGGGAAGACCGGCUGGGUAGGGGAGCUGGGAGCUAUGCGAAUGCCCAGCUCCCACAGGAUCCUGCACAUGCUAUGUAGGAGCCUGGGCCUCAACCUGACUCAGUUCACACAGUACGAUGAGAACACGUGGACAGAGGUGAACGAUGUGAAGCUGCGAAACUAUGUGGUAGAGAAGAUGCCAGAAAAGCUGGGCUACGACCUGAGCCACAGGGAGAAAGGCCAUUCUCCAGAGGACAUCUACCAGAUGGCACUGGACAAGGCUCUCAAGUACCUCAAGGUCAUGGGCUGCAAGAAAGCCAUGAAGAAGUUCCACAGGCACACACUCCUGGAAUACCUUACUGGUGAGGGCAACCUGACCUGGCCGGCCGUGCAGCUCCUGGGAGACGUGAUGUCCAAGGAGGGCUUCUUCUACCUCAGCUUUGCAGAGGCAUUGCGUGCCCACAGCUGCCUGAGCGACCGACUUCGGUACAGCCGAAUCGUGGGUGGCUGGGACCUGCUGCCGCGCGCGCUGCUGAGUUCAUUGUCUGGCCCGGUGCUACUGAACGCGCCCGUGGUGGCGAUCACUCAGGGGAUACAUGAUGUGCGCGUGCAUAUCGCCACUUCGCUGCAGCCUCACAGCUUGAAGUCGAUGACCGCAGACUUGGUGCUGCUGACGGCCAGCGGGCCCGCACUACAGCGCAUGACCUUCUCGCCGCCGCUGACCCGCAGGAGGCAGGAGGCGCUGCGUGGGCUGCACUACGUGGCAGCCACCAAGGUUUUCCUGAGUUUCCACCGACCCUUCUGGAACGAGGAGCACAUCGAGGGCGGCCACUCCAACACAGACCGCCCAGCUCGCCUCAUAUUCUAUCCGGCCCCGGGCGAGGGCGCAUUGCUGCUGGCCUCGUAUACGUGGUCGGACGCCGCAGCCCCCUUCGCAGGCCUGAGCACAGAGCAGGCCCUGCAUGUGGCGCUCAAGGACGUGGCGGCCCUUCAUGGGCCGGUUGUGUACCGGCUGUGGGACGGCACGGGCGUAGUCAAGCACUGGGCGGAGGACCCGCACAGCCAGGGCGGCUUUGUGGUGCAGCCGCCAUUGCUGGGGCAGGGGAAUGAGGACUAUGACUGGGCAUUCCCCUAUGGUCGCAUUUACUUCGCGGGCGAGCACACAGCCUAUCCACAUGGCUGGGUAGAGACCGCUGUCAAGUCCGCAUUGCGGGCCGCGGUGAAGAUCAAUAACCACGGGUUCAGGCUGGAGAAGCUGAAGCAUGCAAGUUUCCAGAAGCAGGGGCACAUACACUCAGAGACCAGAUUGGAUCAGGACGAGGCUGGCCUGAAUGAGGAGCAGGAGACCAGGCCCGGGGGACAUGUGUUUGUGGAGGCCAUCCCUGAGUUGCGGGGGCACGUGUACGUGGAGACCAUUCCCCAGGGGAAGGGGCAUGUGCAUCUACACCCCAAAAUUGUCCCCCCGCAUGUGCACAUGCAUGAGGAGCUUAUCCCUGGCAGGCGCGUGCAGAUGCACGGGGGACACAGGCACGGGACAUCUGGUUCCCAGAAGUUCCCGCACUUACACUCCUAUUGCAAAGCAUCGAGAGUCAUCCCUCCCCCAAUCCGGUCCCCUCUAGAGCAGGCCACCCACAGUAAUAGUCUACAAUAAAGUUACUUUUUGUUAAACCCA
Messenger RNA from Cricetulus griseus (Chinese hamster), 2698 nucleotides. The record is from RefSeq and is a predicted model, not a curated record. NCBI's taxonomy places the organism in Eukaryota, Metazoa, Chordata, Mammalia, Rodentia, Cricetidae.